AUGCGCACGCCUGCGUGCGCGGGCGGCGCGGCGGCGGUGACGCGGUGGUCGCAGUCUACGCCCACUCAUGCCGCUCAUGCGGCUGCAACACACACGCCGGACUUAGACCAUGACAACAUCACUUACCCUUACGAUGACGAGAUCAAUCAACGCUUUGCAAUAUGGCAUGGCGACAUUAGUACUUUGGAAGUGGACGCCAUCACCAACAGCACCGACGAAACCCUCCUGGAAUGUAAUGCAGUAAGCGAGCGUAUUCUGGCCGCUGCCGGUAGCGAGCUCAAAGACGAGAUACUCACUAGAGCUUUGGAAUGUCGCGUGGGCGAGGUGGUGGUGACGAGUGGAUAUGCGUUGAGUUGUCGGGUGAUACUGCACACCGCUUGCCCCGCAUACUGCCCACAGAGACCAGCUCAAGCCACAGCAGCUCUACACAACUGCUACAAGAACGUCCUACGAAGAGCGAGUGAACUGAGUGUGCGGAGUUUAGCGUUGUGCGUUCUAAACUCGUCAGAGUGUUCCUUCCCCGGAACCGCCGGCGCACAUGUUGCGCUACGCACGAUUCGCAAACACUUGGAACAGCACAGACUACCACAGAUGGUAAUAGUGUGGUGUGGGAGCGAGACGGAACGAUCUCUUUACACGUGCGUCGCGCCACGAUACUUUCCUCUUACGGCGCGAGACCACGAUAGACGUAUACGCAUCAUACACAAUCCGCAUUCACACCAUGCCUCCGCGGAGGAUGACGCUUCAUUGUGCGAUGAGGAAGCAGCGGCGGAGGCAGCGGCGGCGUUUGCCCGAGCAUGUGCACCCGACACACAACGAUUGCUAGCGCCGCCGCCGCGCGCGCCAGCAAUAGAUAGGCGACUGCUCGACGACCACGACCAGUACGAACGUUUGCUAAGGCGCGCGCGCACGGAAGACCUCAGCGAGAUCUCGGGCAUUGGGUGUCUUUACCAGAGCGGCGUAGAUCGGCUCGGCAGACCGGUGGUCAUCUUCAUUGGCAAAUGGUUCCCCAUAGGAGACAUUGAUUUAGAUAAGGCGCUGCUAUACCUGAUAAAGUUGCUGGACCCGAUAGUGCGUGGUGACUACGUGAUCGCUUACUUCCACACACUCGCCUCUGCUGCCAACCAUCCGCCCUUCUCCUGGCUCAAGGAGGUCUACACCGUGCUGCCUUACAAAUAUAAGAAGAACCUGAAAGCGUUUUACAUCGUUCAUCCUACAUUUUGGACAAAGAUGAUGACGUGGUGGUUCACUACGUUUAUGGCGCCAGCGAUUAAGGCGAAGGUUCACAGUCUGCCCGGCGUUGAAUAUUUAUACAGCGUGAUGCCGCGCGACCAACUAGAACUUCCCGCCUUUAUAACCGAGUAUGACAUGACGAUAAAUGGUCUUCAUUACUUCCAACCAGACACGAACAAUACGUAAAUGUCGUCCGUGGCCGCCGCGCUCUCUAUGGUGACAUUCCAGAGCAUUAAUAAAUAACAAUACAUUAUACUUUCUAUCAACUCUUGUCAGCUUUGCUGUUCAAAAUGAGUCUCAAAAACUACCAUUGAAAUUGUAAUUACAUAGUACUGGCAAUAUUUGAUAAAUUUUGUGGCGGUAAUCGGUUAAAAGAUUAGACCAGACAAAAUUUUUAAAGAUGCAAUAAAAAGUAAUAAAAAAUGUCAUCGUAGAUAAAUCGACCAAUCGACUGUUACGCUGCGUAAAACGUGAUUGGACGAGCUUUAAUUAAAAUGAAAGUCGAUUCGAAAAGCGAUUUGGGGCCGCCGUUGUUGAAUUGAGUGAAAUUUUUAUUCGAACGAAUGAACGCAAUAAAAUAUUAAUACUUAAAAAAAUAUUUUAAUAAAUCCUCUGUACGAUGUUGUUAAAUGAUUUUGAUGAAAAAAGUAUUUUUUUAAUGUUAAUUUCGUAUAGAAAUUUCACUCGACUGUUUUUUGAGAUUGUUGAAUAAAUAUCAUGUAAACUUAGUAUUAGAGAAGCAUUUUUAUAUUAUUUUACUGUAACUUUAGCGCUUAAGUUUAUAUCAGACGUUUCAUGUUCUCUUUUAUUUAUGUAAAACGGAAUCUAUAAAAUGGUGUCUAUUUUUAUUUAUAUAUCCAUAUAUUAGAAGCUGUAAUGGGUUCUUUUUUUUCUCUGAAAUGCUAAAUGUCUAAGCAUAUUCUAUGAUCUUAUCUUAAUUAUUUUAUUUUAGGACUGUACUUAUGUUUUACGUACUUGAAAGAAUAUAAACCUGCGACAGGGUAUUCGUUAGCGCCUAGAAGUUUAUUUAAAAAAAAAAUGUAAUAAUUCGUAAUGAGUUCAUAUUAGUUCGUUAAGAAAUUUUACGUGGGCCAAGCUAUCCCGAUGUUAUCGUUCCAAACGGAGACAGUAUGGUUUAUAAAAAGGUGCUUGAAUGCAAAAAAGAUAAGAUUUUUUUAUUUUUACAUUAGGUGUUCGGAAAAUAAGCUUAAUGUUAGAUGGUUGUAAAUAUACGCUGUUGAAUUUCUUAUAGUUUGUCCGCUUGCGUCGUAGCGGAGAAUACUUAAGUAAAAUUUAAUUAAAAUGUAUAAACAUACAUAACGUAUUUUAAUCAGGAUGGUGACAGAAUUGAUUGGUAACAUAACUUAUUAUAUGUUCCAUAGAAAAAGUAACUAUAAUAUAUAUCACGAGCGAAUGGAUGGGACAAAAAUACCGUCUGUAUUUGAAAAAAAAUAGUUUCUAAUAGUUAAACACUCGUCCGUAUUCUCGUGACGCUCCAUUCCGUUUUCGGCCUUCCUAAUCCCAUCCGAAUUUUAUGACCCAUGUAUUGAGAUAAUGUGGAAUGAUGCAUUUUGCAUGUGUCACUAAUAGCUAGACUGCGGUAUUCUAAUCAUGGCCAGUAAGAAGCGGUAAUUGCUACAUUUUAUGAUGCCUGACAGCUACUGUCUACAAAUAUUAUUAUGAUUUUGAUCUUGUAUCAGCAUAAUUCAGGGAAGUUGAGCUAUAGAACCACUUUGAGUGUUAUUUAACUUUGUUACAAAAUGUCAUAGCAGUAUACUAAGCUUUUUAUUACGUACUACCAUACAUAAAACAUAAUCGCCAAAAGAAACAUGUAAUUUACCACUGCCAGACCACCCGCUAAUGCUAAAAUUGGCGAGAUUUGAUAUCAAUAAUCAAUAACCCUUGUAGACUUCCUACAUGGUACACGGUUGAUAAGUAUUCGCGUUUUGUACUUAAUAAUUAUUAUUAGCUGUUAAUAACAAUCGAAAGCACUUUCAUGCUCUUAUGCUUAGACGGUUGUGCAAUGUAAGUGUUAGACCACAAAUCCACAAUUCGCAAUAUGAGCUAGAAACCAUGGUACAAAAUUACACUAAUUAAUAUUGUUAUGGUAAGUAACUGUAUAUUUUUUCUAAUAAAGAUAAACAAAACAUUGUGCCACACCCAUUUUACCCUCUCAGUGGUUUUUUUAUGUAGAAAAUGUUGAUGCAAUAUAAAAUGAGUGAUUUGUACGAUAUAGAUAAUAAAAGAAAUGUCAUUAUUGUAAUAAAAUAUUUUAGUACAGUUACGUAUCAUAUAAAGUACGUAUGUUUACGUAUCAUAUGAAGUACGUAUCUAUAAACAAUAGUAUAUCAGGUUUUACCACAACUGUUAUACUGGAUUGAUUUUGAAUUCUAUUUUCAUUGAUUCGAGACUUAAAAUUAAUUUAGCGUUUAACAGUUUUCUUUAACCUGAUGCACUCUUACUUUGUAAAUUUUUAUCUCUAAUAGAUUUCAAUGUUUUAUAGUUUUCCAACAUAAUAUUUUUAUAAUCUCGUUCGUACAAUAGGGGAGUAGACAACUUUGUUUAAAUAUUUUAAUUUUUUCGAUAUACACGUUAUAUAUCUAAAAAUAAAUUUCCCGCGAAUGCGGUGCUUCUGUCAUAGUGUCGCUAUGACGUUACGGCACUCUCAAACGAAUAUUGUUCUGUGUAUACAUAAGGUUGAUUUUUUAAAGUUCUGAUAUAAGUAAGAAGGUCAUGACGUCACUGUCACGUGACCGCAAACAAGCAUAAAAUAUUAGUUUUUCAUAAUUGAGCAAUAUUAUAAAUAUGAUAAGCAUAAAGGUGUGAUUAACGGUAAUAUUAUAUUAAACACUACUAAAAAAAAUAAUAGGUAUUUAUUUUCGUUUAUUGUCUACACCCGUGUUGAGUGCAAUCCAGAUAAAGAUCUGUUAUUUAGUGGACAUAAUGUGCAUUAGUAAAAAUAUUAUUAAAAUGAUAUGAACAAGGCCUUAGAUGUGUUAACUAUUGUUAUUUUAUACUCAUAUAAUAUAUUAAAUAAAAUAUUGCGUGGCAUUUUUUAUUGCUGUUAACAGUUAAUCUACAGACAUCAGUGAAAUUAUCAAGUUCAACUAAAUAAUCUAGGUGUUAUGUGACAAAUGUGAUCAAGCAAAUGUUAGUUAAGUUUCAUAUUUUAUUAUUAUUAAAUAGAUUGUUAAAUAGGCUAUGUACAUAUUUAACAAAUAAAAGAAUAAAAUUAUUAAUUUAC
Messenger RNA from Diatraea saccharalis (sugarcane borer), 4477 nucleotides. NCBI's taxonomy places the organism in Eukaryota, Metazoa, Arthropoda, Insecta, Lepidoptera, Crambidae. The record is from the annotation of a GenBank genome assembly.